AUGGAUUUUUUCGGGUUUAUAUUGUUUUUCACCGCAACAUUAGCUUUCUCAAAUGGUCAAAUUGACAACAACAUGAAAGCUCUUCAAAAUAUGGCGCUACCCACUUUAUUACCUUUACCUAAUUUAUCAGCUUUGUCUAAAAAUUUUCAAUCGCUCUCGGGUUUGAUACCGAAUCAGCAACAAUCAAAUUCUAAUUAUCAAUACCAACAGGGAAACGAACCUCCGAAGAGUAAAGAAAAAUUACCAUGUACCUGUGGAGUGUUUUUAAGCGGACAAUUUAAGAAAGGAAGUCCUCAACCUCCGAGUGGUAACGCGGUUUUACUUCAAGAACUUUCUGAUACCAUGGCAUGCGGACCGUUGGGUGAAAAACAAUGCAUUAAUAAAUGCUUGGAAUCUAUUGUUCGACACCUUCCAAACAGUGGGCCAAUGAUUUGUGGCAGUAUAGAUAGAGAUUGCUUUAAAGAGAGAGCUUAUUUGUUUGUUAAAAAUUGUAACGAUGCUUGGGUAAAUAGUAAUUUGUCAGCAGGACGUGAAUAUUGCUGUAAGGACGGUCUUCAGUAUAAAUGUCCAACAGGUUUGAUGAAUUUAAAUCAAGCAAAUUAG
Molecule: messenger RNA, 603 nt
Organism: Pediculus humanus corporis (human body louse)
Lineage: Eukaryota; Metazoa; Arthropoda; Insecta; Psocodea; Pediculidae
Exons: 2
Coding region: 1-603 (200 amino acids)
Source: RefSeq, a predicted model, not a curated record